Messenger RNA from Lynx canadensis (Canada lynx), 1518 nucleotides. It is a transcript of the gene SDF4, whose product is annotated as stromal cell derived factor 4. The transcript has 6 exons. Gene Ontology annotation, biological process: calcium-ion regulated exocytosis. Lineage: Eukaryota; Metazoa; Chordata; Mammalia; Carnivora; Felidae. Gene Ontology annotation, molecular function: calcium ion binding. Bases 21 to 1088 code for a protein of 355 amino acids. The record is from RefSeq and is a predicted model, not a curated record. Gene Ontology annotation, cellular component: endoplasmic reticulum.
GAGUCCGGACCCAGGUGGCCAUGGCGUCCAGGCGGGCUUCCCUCCGUGGCCUGGUGUCUCACUGCCUCUGGCUGUUGGGGGUCAUCCUGCUGAUGGAUGUGUCUGCCCGGCCUGCCAACCACUCAUCUGCUCGGGAGAGGGCAGGCAACAGGGAGGAGCGGGAGAUCCUGCCCCCGGACCACCUGAAUGGGGUGAAGCUGGAGAUGGACGGGCACCUCAACAAAGACUUCCACCAGGAGGUCUUCCUGGGGAAGGACACGGACGGGUUCGAGGAGGACGCGGAGCCACGGAGGAGCAGGAGGAAGCUGAUGGUCAUCUUUUCCAAGGUCGACGUGAACACCGACCGGAGGAUCAGCGCCAAGGAGAUGCAGCACUGGAUCAUGGAGAAGACGGCAGAGCACUUCCAGGAGGCCAUCGAAGAGAGCAGGGUGCACUUCCGUGCCGUGGACCCCGACGGCGACGGCCGUGUGUCGUGGGACGAGUAUAAGGUGAAGUUUUUGGUGAGCAAAGGGCACAACGAGAAAGAAGUCGAGGAGAAGAUGAAGAAUGGCGAGGAGCUGAAGGUCGACGAGGAGACACAGGAAGUCCUGGAGAACCUCAAAGACCGUUGGUACCAGGCGGACAACCCCCCCUCGGAUCUGCUGCUGACUGAGGACGAGUUCCUGUCGUUCCUUCACCCCGAGCACAGCCGUGGCAUGCUCAAGUUCAUGGUCAAGGAGAUUGUCCGGGACCUGGACCAGGACGGUGACAAGCAGCUCUCGCUGCCUGAGUUCAUCUCUCUGCCCGCGGGCACGGUGGAGAACCAGCAGGGCCAGGACAUCGAUGACAGUUGGGUCAGAGACCGGAAAAAGGAGUUUGAGGAGCUAAUCGACGCCAACCAUGAUGGGAUCGUGACCAUGGCGGAGCUGGAGGACUACAUGGACCCCAUGAAUGAGUACAACGCCCUUAACGAGGCCAAACAGAUGAUCGCCAUCGCCGACGAGAACCAGAACCACCACCUGGAGCCCGAGGAGGUCCUCAAGUACAGCGAGUUCUUCACGGGCAGCAAGCUUAUGGACUAUGCCCGCAAUGUGCACGAGGAGUUCUGAGCCCGAGCCCCCCGCCGCCCGCCCCUCCCGGAAGCCUCCCUCCCUCCUGCCGUCCUCGGGCCCCGGGUCCGGGCUCCUCGAAGUUGUGCUCGAGCAGGCCGGAGCCCCCGAGGCGCGCCACGGGCCGGCCGCCCCUGUGCGCGGGGCCCCACGUGCUGCCACGUGUCACUUCUGGGAAGCGGGUGCCGUCGUGCGAGGGCACGGACCGCAGUGGCGCCCUGCGGGCUCACCACACCUGUGGGAAGUGACGCGGCUCCUGCCGCCUCCUUAAAGACCGAGCGGUGGAGCUCGUGCUCGAAUGUGCUGCCGGUGGCCAGUGGCUGGGGGUGCCUGCCCUUCCGAGCGGAGGACGCUCGGUCUCCGAAAACACAAACACUUGUGACAAGAAUCUUACGAAUUUACUUUAAAAUAUAGUUGCCUUUUUCUCCCA